Mytilinidion resinicola is the source of this 2296-nucleotide messenger RNA. RefSeq lists its product as uncharacterized. The coding region runs from base 78 to 2012 and encodes 644 amino acids. The transcript has a single exon. The record is from RefSeq and is a predicted model, not a curated record. Lineage: Eukaryota; Fungi; Ascomycota; Dothideomycetes; Mytilinidiales; Mytilinidiaceae. Gene Ontology annotation, biological process: positive regulation of GTPase activity. Gene Ontology annotation, cellular component: cytosol. Gene Ontology annotation, molecular function: guanyl-nucleotide exchange factor activity.
UACCCUUCUUCCCUCGACACCGCCGCCGAAGGUGGCUCACCGAGUUCCAACAGCCUGUCAAUAUUGAUGCACUCAUCAUGGAAUCUGGAGAUGGCAGCCCGGAAGACUUCCUGGACGUUCUAAAUCAACGCCUCUCGGACGUUUCUUGGGCGAGCAAUCAGGGUCUCGAAGCUAUCCCGAAGAGAUUGGAGGAAUUCGAGAAGCAAGGUCUUACCGGUAUCUGCCAUCAUGCUCUGGAGUCUUUGGGGACGAAAGCAGGAAAAAAUGAUAUCUGGCGGGACGCCUACCGCACGACGGGUAUCCUAGAGUACUCUCUUCAAAAAGUUAAAUCCGGAACCACAGCCAGCCUAGCGAAGCAGCAUUUGCGAGUUAUUGGCAACUCUGUUGCUGACAAUGACACGAAUCGUUCAGUCGCUCUCGAAGCUUUGGAGAGUCUCAUCAACUGCAUUUGGGUAGAAGAGCUGACUAUAACGGCCCUCGGCGCCAUAUUCAACCUCUGCUACGACUAUCCUCCUGGAGAAAAUCGAGCGGCUAAGUUGAGGCUUGACAAUAUCGUCGCCAACCACAUUGCCUGCAACAGGAUUCCUGAAAGCGGCAUCGACACUGCAGGGGAGCUCAUCGCCUUGACUUCGGAGUCACUGUCGGCUCCCGAGCUUGUUGACGACACCUCGUUAUCCACACUCAGUCAGCUUUUAGAUGCGAUCUUGCCUCCCACAGCUUCUGUUGAAACUCAUCCAGCUAGGUUACCCAUCGAUCAAAUCCUUGAACUCUGUGCUCCCUACUUGUCGAACAACGACUUGUUGUUAAAAUUGCCACCAUCGGAAGCAGAAAGGUUGCUCAAUAUCCUUUGGGAAACCGAACCAUUUGACCCAGCAGCCCAACGGGCCCUGUAUCAGGCGCUUAACCACCCGCUCGACAAGCAGGAUGAAGAGUCCUCCUUCAGAAGUACCCGGCUUCUAAUCAAUGGUAUCUGCGCGAUAUCUGCAACGGAGGCUUUCAGCAGAACAUAUGACUUGCAAAGCGCAUUCAUGAAGAAAGUCACGUCUAAGGUGCUCUCACUAUCCUUAGAAAAGGACUUAAGCUUACUAGCUCCAUCGACUAUCUGCGCGUGUACAAUUCUGGGCAACCUAGCCAUCUCAGACGCCGUCUGCAUUGAAAUGGUCAAUAUGGACUUGCAUCGGCCACCGAUCAGGAUCCUAUCAACAAGCCAGGAAUCUGCACUUCUCCACGUGACCGCAGGUCUCUUACGACAUCUUACUUUCCCUAGACACAAUCGCGAGCGCCUUGGAAAUGCAGGACUCAUCAAUUCUUCCUGCCGCCUGCUCCUCAAUCCCUCGCCCGCUGUCCGCGGCGAAGGAGCUGCUAUACUCUGUAAAAUGGUCGACGAUGAUGCUAGACACACCCAGCAGUACAUUAUAGAGAUCGUUCAGGACGCGGUCCUAACUACGCCGACCGAUCCGCCGCAUCAACCAACAAUACUGGAGUUCAUGACCAAUCAGUCGCUGGCACCGUCUGGUCCAUUGCCGAGCACGAGCAUGAAAUCCGUCAACGUGGAGGUCGGAAAGGCUAUAGUCGCGAUGCUGAAGUGUCUCAUCAACACACAGACGCUGGAUUUGGGGCUUCUUCACCGCAUGUACCAGACGCCUCUCCUAGCCGAGCCUCUCAAACGGCUUGCACGGCAACAGAUCUUCGCGGAAGCCAGGUCGGAGGCUAUAUUUGGGCUUGGGCUAAUGCUAUUGUCUGCGGAAGGGGCAGCUUCUUUCUUAGCCGGCGAGCAUGACAAUGUGGCCUUGGUGGAUUCCCUGAGGAGUCUAUUUGCAGCUGAAAGUGGAGGAAAUGAAACGGCUGGGGUGCAAUUGCAGCGUGACCGGAAGAACGUUCUGGUUGUCAUCAGCGGGCUUUGGAAGCACGGAGCUGAUAUUAUGGAUACGCCGUUGAAGAAGAGGGUUGAGGCUCUGCAUUCGGAACUGGCGCCCUUCAUGGCAUCGAAUGAGCAGUCAGUGGCUGAAUGAGGCAGACUUGCAUUACUGGAUUCUGGACCAUUAUUUCUCAUGACAGUGUCUGUGGUGCUUCAAACGUCUACCCAAGUUCUGAACAGGUUAUAGAAUAAGAGCCUCGGCAUGUUCAAGUGUAAUGUGGAUAUCUGAUUUAAUUGAGAUUGUCUGAUGCUCGGCGACGUGCUCUUGAAAACUGGACAUGAUGUUGGCUCGACGGAGAUGGAAAUCUGACCAGGACAUAAGUUGUCAGGAAACCUUUAGACGGCAAACCAAGUCAAGCAUAGAGUAACAAAUACUAG